ACCAGUGCGGAACAGGACCUCCGAAGAGAAAGCGGAGAGUGAGCCGGGUUGUUGUAUUAUUUCCGUGCUCCGUCUCCUGUCCGCUUUUUGUUUUUUGACAGUUUUCUCAGGAGAAACUCUGCUGCUCGCUUCGUCUGGACCAAGAAAACUUCGCGCCGUCAGACCUAACAAUGGAGAUAGAGAAGGAAGUGAAGAAGAUGACCCUGGGUCACGAGUUUGGCGCUGGAGCAGCCUGCUUGAAGUGCAAGGACAAGUGCGAAGGUUUCGAGCUGCAUUUCUGGAGAAAAAUCUGCCGAAACUGCAAAUGUGGCCUCGCGGAGCACGACGUGUCGAUGAACUCGGAGGAGAACAAGAAGGUAGGCAAGCUGUUCGAGGACACCAAAUACACCGGCCUCAUCGCCAAGCUGAAGACCGACGGCAUACCCAGCUACAAGGGCAACAUGAUGACCGUCACUCUGCCCGCCUCCGCCACUGCUUACAUCGUCCCGCCGAGCGCCACUUCCACUGUUGUGCCCCCCUCUGCCAGAGCUGGUUCUGUACCGCCUGCUGGAGCUUCUACCGGACCCAGUUCUGUACUGCCUGCUGGAGCUUCUAACAGGCCCGGUUCUGUACCGCCUGCUGGAGCUUCUAACAGGCCCGGUUCUGUACCGCCUGCUGGAGCCUCUGCAGGUACAGCACCCAGCGGAGCUCAAGCCCAGGCCCAGGCUCAGGCUCAGGCUCAGCCCGUACCAGCAGGUGCUGCACCAAUGAAGGCAAACAAAUUGCCAGCGCCACUCAGCGCCACAUCAGCCAGCGUGAUGCCAGUUCCCAAAGAUGUGCCAAUGAAGUCUGUCACCUAUGAGUGGGCACCUCCAGUAGCCAAUAAGUAUCUGGCGGUGCGUUACAUCGAGCUCCUCCCACCAGAGAAACGUCCGGUGGCCGGUACAGAGGGAGCGGCUUACCGUCGGCAGCAGAUGGCCCGCCAGCUGCCUGAGCACGACCAAGACCCGUCCAUGUGCCAUGAACUGACUCCCGCCGAGGUCAAGCAGAUGCAGCAAUUCGUCCGCAAAUACAAGGAUGAGGCCCUGGGGGUCGGAGACGUUAUGCUGCCUGAAGAGAUGGCUGCGGUUCAGGCAGGAGGGCAGGGUGGAGCCGGCGGUGUUGGUGCUGGAGGUGCACCUGGUGCUGGAGGAGCAGGGUUUGGCCCUGGUGCACCUGGAGCUGGGGUUGGCGCUGGGGGUGGUGUUGGAGGGGCUGGACUUAGACCAGGAGUUGGGGUUGCUGGAGCUGGAGCUGGAGCUGGAGCUGGAGCUGGAGCUGGCUUUGGGCCAGGGGCUGCAGGCACCGGUUUCGGGCCUAUGGGUGGGGCGGGGACUGGGCCAGCUGCUGGCUUUGGGCCAGCUGGAGGAGCCAUGGGCACUGCUGCCACUGCCGGAGCCAUGGGCGUCCCUGGAGCUCAGCAAGCUGGACUACCACAACAGAACUUCACGUGCCAUCACUGCCAGCAGCCGAUGCGUCUGGGCGAGCCGGCCGUCUACGCCGAGCGCGCCGGCUACGAUAAGCUGUGGCACCCAGCAUGCUUUGUGUGCUGUACCUGCAGCGAACUACUGGUGGACAUGAUCUACUUCUGGAAGAAAGGCAAGCUGUACUGCGGACGCCACUACGGAGACAGUGAGAAGCCGCGCUGUGGAGGAUGUGAUGAGCUGAUCUUCAGCAAUGAGUACACUCAGGCUGAGGGACAGAACUGGCAUCUGAAGCACUUCUGCUGUUUCGAGUGUGACUGCAUCCUUGCCGGAGAGACGUACGUCAUGGAGAAUGAAAAGCCUGUGUGCAAGCCCUGCUACAUGAAGAGCUAUGCUGUGAAAUGCGCCGCCUGCCAGAAUGCGGUGGAGCCCGAGGCGCAGAGGGUUUCCUACGGCGAGCACCACUGGCACGCUGAGCCGGAGUGCUUCAAAUGCUCCGGCUGCUCCAAGUGCCUGAUGGGCCAGCGCUUCAUGGCCGUGCAGGGCUUCCUCUUCUGCUCCGUGGAGUGCAAGAAGAAAACCAUGGCUUAGCGCUGCCAAAGCAACUCUCUCCAUCUGCUCCACAACCACUUGUGAAACCAGGACAGGUUCAGCUGAAACUAGAAACCAGAGCAGGGAAAACAAACACUGGUGCAGCUGCGGAGACAGACUUCGGUUGUGUGGUUGUGUUAACAUGAAAUAGAGUGCCUGAUACCUCUAAUAUAGAGAUAUACAAUAAUAAUGAGUCCAUUUGCAUUUGGGUGCUCUUUCCUUUCUGUCCAUGAAAGAUCACAGUAUUGAUGAAUCUGUCUCAACUUCUUCGGUCCAGUUUGUUCUCUGCCUUAAAACCGUCGUCUUCCUUUUCCUUCCGUUUUUUUCUAUGCUUUUCUUGCACUGUGUUUUCAUACUGAUGAGAUUAAUUUUGUAUUGAUCAGACCAAUUUAUUCAUGUUAAACCUGUGUCUGUUAAAUGGUAUUAGCGCUGAACCUAUUGUUAAUUUAAUGUGCCACCUUUUACUGCUUCUACUACUGAUGCUCCCCCUCCUCUAUGCAGCAGUAUGACGAGCAAUAUUAGCCAGGUUUGGGCUUGAUUUGCUUCCAGUGCACUGUAUUCCAGAUCGAAGUGAAAUUAUGAUAUAAAUUAUAAUAAUAAACGACCUAGGACUUCUCAAUCCAGUCAUUAUGUGUCAUAUUUCAACAGCUUUGACUGAAGAAAAUUGACUUCAGUUCCUGAAUUGAAGUGAAAUUACUGGAAGUAAAUAGCCCCAAAUCUGACAGCAGUAUUAUUGGCGGUUUAAUAGUAUUUUCAUAUUAUCUUAAGGGAACAAAACAAUGUGAAAACCUUCAGUAAACACCAUCAAUUAGCAAUUAUUAUUAUUUAUUCUUUAUUUGGAUCCACAUUAGCUUUCACAAAAUGAUCUCUAGUCUUAUUAAAUAAAUGAACAAUGGUUACGUGCAAAAUAAAUAUGCAACUACUUGUUACUGCUUGUAUCACCGUCUGGCCCCAUGACAGCCGUAAACACUGUAAAGCUGUCACAUAGGAUGACUUGAGGAAAAGCCACUGUAAAUUGUUAAACAUAAAACUUUUUACUUUUGUUAUUUUUGUGCCAAGUACUUUCCUUUUCAUGCAAUAAACUGCACUUUAAACUGUU
Messenger RNA from Seriola aureovittata, 3132 nucleotides. It is a transcript of the gene tes, whose product is annotated as testis derived transcript (3 LIM domains). The record is from RefSeq and is a predicted model, not a curated record. The transcript has 8 exons. Bases 171 to 2033 code for a protein of 620 amino acids. Gene Ontology annotation, molecular function: zinc ion binding. Lineage: Eukaryota; Metazoa; Chordata; Actinopteri; Carangiformes; Carangidae.